CGUGACGGAAAUAUAAAGGCGGAGUCGAGUAUCUUGGUGUACUGUAUAGAGAAUAUCUUUGGUUAAAAAGUGUCUGAAACAAACAAUAGGUUCGAGUAAUGCUUAAAAUAGAAACUGUCAAAUAUUUAUAAUAGUUUGUUUUGUAUUAUUAUUAUUAAAUGAUAAUAAUAAUCGUAUUUCCUAUAUGUUAUUUACAACAGGAAGUAGUUCCUAAACAUAGGAAAUAAUGGCGUUUAACAGCAAUGACAUUUUCAGAGUUUUUUUCCAGCAGCUGUUUGUCUUGUGCGUUAUAACAUUGAUAUUGUCAACACAGAAAACACACGCCAAGAAUUCAAACGACAUUCGCUGCAAAUGCAUUUGCCCGCCCUAUAAAGAACUCGCUGGGCAAAUUUACAACAAAAAUGUGUCACAGAAAGACUGUGAUUGUUUACACGUGGUAAAGCUUUUGCCUGUCGCUGGCAGUGAUGUGGAGGCUUACUGUUUACGCUGUGAAUGCAAAUAUGAAGAAAGAAGCUCAGAUACUAUUAAAGUAACAAUCAUCAUAUACCUGUCAAUCCUAGGGGUGCUUCUGCUGUACAUGGGGUACCUGACACUUCUUGAACCAGUGCUGAAGAGACGCCUCUUUGGACAGUCACAGCUGUUGCAGAAUGAUGAUGAUGUAGGGGACCACCAGCCAUUUGCCAAUGCACAUGCAGUGCUGUCCCAGUCCCAUUCUCGAGCCAAUGUGCUGAACAAAGUGGAGUAUGCACAACAGCGCUGGAAGAGGCAGGUCCAAGAGCAGCGCAAGUCUGUCUUUGAUCGACAUGCUGUUCUGAGCUAAAUCUACAUCCUCCAUCAAACAUCUAACUGCAAGAAGAGAUUUGUACUGGAGUAGCAGAGUCACAGGGACUCGAGUCUUCCAAACAGCCUGGCCUCCAGACAUGCCUUCUUUCUAUCUAUCUAUUUACUUGAAUUGGAUUUGCUCAAGCCAUUGCAUCUUUACUGUAGUGGUUGAUUAUAAUCUUAACAUGGUUGUUUUUGGGUUACCUAAGUCUUGAUUAAAGGGGUCUCAACUAGUUAUAAUUUAAAUGCUCAACACUUUGCUGAAGUGCUAGUUCAGUAUUAAUUGCAGCAUUUUUAAGGUUAAUGGUGUAGUAACAAUCAAUAAUCUACUGUCCACAAUUUUGCUACCUGUUUUUAUUUUGAUGGCCAUGUUUUCAAAAUCUGGUUACCAAUGCAUUUGAAAACAAUGCACAAUAUAGUUUAGGAGAGAGAGAUACUAGACCUUAAACUUGAAACUAAAAAAUAUAUAUAUAUAUUUAUUAUAUAAUCAGGUUAAAAAAAGAUAAAUUAUAAUGAGGAUUUAGCUGCUAACAACACUAAACAUUGUGAAGCUAUUUAAUUUUUCACCAUGCAACUCGUAUUGUUAAAAUGGCUCUAAGUACAUUGGUGCUUCCAUUGAAACAUCAUAACUAUAGUACUAAAAUCACUGAUGUUUUCUCUUUUAAAAUGUAUUGUUUGUGUAAUUGUAAUAUAGUAAAGGGGAAGUAUUGCUAAUGAUUGUAUAGGAUGGCAAUUAUAACUAAAAGUUCCUUUUUUUUUUGUUCUUCGGGAAUUGUAAAUGUUUUCUUAAACUUAAACAAUUUGUGUGAUGUCUUCUAAAUUAAAAAUAAAUGCUGUAUUAAAACUAUAA
This is a messenger RNA of Acipenser ruthenus (sterlet), 1672 nucleotides long. Its product is annotated as transmembrane protein 9B-like. Bases 227 to 820 code for a protein of 197 amino acids. NCBI's taxonomy places the organism in Eukaryota, Metazoa, Chordata, Actinopteri, Acipenseriformes, Acipenseridae. Gene Ontology annotation, biological process: positive regulation of canonical NF-kappaB signal transduction. The record is from RefSeq and is a predicted model, not a curated record. Gene Ontology annotation, cellular component: lysosomal membrane. The transcript is spliced from 5 exons.